GUUCAUUAAACAGAAAGCAAAAAUUAGAGAGGACCAAAAAAAGGACUCAAACAGGUUGACUGUACACAGGACUGAGGAACAGACGGACGGAUAGACUGUAAAGUGAAGCAGAGGUCUUCCAUGUGAGAGGAGUGAAUCAGCCAGCUGCAUCUGAUCAGUGUCCCAGCAGGCUUUGCAGCGGUCUUUGUGCCCUGGUGAACGACUGGAUGUGGGGCUGGGGCGCAGCGGUGGUCCUGGGACUCGUCCUGGCAACCCCCGCCUGUGAGGCAUCCCCACUGGGCGCUGUGGUAACCCUGGAACCUUUGGACCAUGGGGGAACGCAGGAGGUAAUGGCACAUACCAGUGUGCUGGUACCAGAGCCGUGCCCAUCCCGGUUGGAAGUUGCGUGUGAAGGGACCGACUGCAACACCCAUGUGACCUCUGACCCCAUCAGUGGGCAGUACCCUUCCCCCGGCUGGUGCCUCUGGCAGUGGCAGAGCGUCGUCCCCUUCCGCCACACAUCUCGCCAAAUACUCGGCUCUACGGAUGUGGUUUUAUCGUCAUGGGCAGACCUCUCCGUUCGCCCUGACAACCAGAAAGUCAACCAACCGCCCACUGCUGCCUUGCUGCCCCCCCUCAGGGUCAGUGUAAACUGUUUUCAGAAGUUUAACCUGAGCGUGAAAGACCUUGAUGGGGAUCGGGUUCGCUGUCGCUAUGGGAACGCAGAGAGGGAGGAGUGUCAGAUCUGCUCCAGGCACGAGUUCCUGCAGCUGGACGAGAUAAGCUGUGUGCUGGUUUAUAACGGUCUUGGAGAGACGGGCCAGUACAUAGUGGAACUCAUGGUGGAGGAUUUUCUCAAUGACACUAAUGGUGAGAACAGGGCCCUGAGCUCCAUCCCCCUGCAACUGUCUCUCACAGUGGGAGAGGCAGCAUCCUGCCAGGCCUUGCCAAAAUUCACAGAAAGGACACCAGCAGGGGGCGCUCAAUUCACGGUCCUGCCCUAUGAUGAAGUCGACUUCACCGUCGAAGCCCUCCCACCGUCAGGAAGGGUAUCAGAGAUAGCCAUCGUGGGCCCUCCUGGGCUUUUUGCCUCAGCGCUGGAGAGAGGAGAGCCGGGUUCCCUCGCGUCAGUCAACACCGCCUGGCUGAGAAGCCCCAACGAGCUUCCUCGUCUGCUGCCGGUCUGUUUCACUGCCAACACCCAAAGCUUGCAGUCUGAGAUCAGAUGCGUUUGGAUCAAACAAAAACCAGUUGACUCUUUACCCCGUGGGACAGUGCUGCUGUGUGGGAGUGCGGAGAUGAAUUUUUCUUUCCCGAUCUCGGCCGUGCCUGGCCUCCCGCUGUCAGACCUCCGGCUCAACGACCCCUCCUGUCCCGUCUCCCAUAACGACACCCAUGUGACGGGCCGCGUCUCCCUGGCCGGCUGCGGCACCAAAGCCGCGCACUCGGGCUCGGAGCUGGUUUACACCAACACCCUGCGGACCCCGCCGCCCGCCCAGCCCAUCAGCCGGCUGCCCUCCCUGGAGCUGCAGCUGUCCUGCCGCUUCCCCGCCGCGCGCGUCCAGGGGCCCCGCUACAGGAUGGGCCCCGUGGACGCGGAGGAGACCUUCGGCCGACCCGGCUUCUGGAUGGAGUUCCACCGCCCCGGCACGGGGCCCUUCGCCAGCGAGACCCAGGACCCCCUGCGGAGGAACGCGCUGGACCUCCACCUCUUCUCCGACACCCGUCUGGCCCGGGCCGAGCUGAAGGUGUCCUCCUGCGUGGAGUCGCCGACCGCAGACUUCAAGAAGACGUACCCUCUGGUGCAGGGCGGGUGUGUGACGGGCAGUUCAGUACAGAAAAAGGACACUCGCCGUGACACGGUGAAGAUCUACCGGAUUGAUCUGAACUCCGUGGUAACUCAGAAAAACACAAUGUACGUGGAGUGCGCGGUGCUGUUGUGCAUCGCCGUGCUGCCCUCUCAGAAGUGCCCGGACGAGUGUCGGAGCUCCGGGACGAGGUCCCUGGUGAGCAGCGUUUCUACCCACACUCACCGCAUCCGGUCCGGCGCCGUCUACGUGGGGGACGGAAAAGCGCCCACCACCGCCGCCAAAACCACCACCAAAACCACCACCAAGAGUCGCGCACCAGAACGCAGUUUCCUGGUCACGGGCGUGGCCUUGGGAGUUGUCCGUAUGCUUUUACAAACCCUCCUGCUGUAAUGCUCACAGCCACGCUGCCUUGGUCCGAGGCUGGACGGGUUAAGGAAAGAGUCGAACGCAAUCACCUCAUCUUUUUCCGUCAAACGUGUUCAGUGCUAAAAUAUGGCACAAAGACCAAUUGAGUAAAACAAUAAGUUAAAUAAUUAGAAAAAUAAUUUAGUCCCGUUGGAAUUGGAGGUUUGGCCUACUACUCCAGUUUAUGAUUAUUGCUACUGUUUAUUUUAUUUUUUUUAUUUUGUUUACACGAUGCAAGCACUGUUCACAGCAGGCCUUCAGCGGUGUACCUUCAUUUCCAAUGGCUCUACAUCGUAUUAAAGGCUGUUUUCCUGAGCGUUGUGCUAACGUGGCUUAUCGACUUUAGAGAAACUCAGCAGUCCUGCGCCGAUGUGAAGUGAAUGCCCUGGCAGUCUCAAAGCUGUCUCUUGUGCAUAGGCCAACCAUAAACCACAACAUAAUACAUGGUGGAAAAAC
This is a messenger RNA of Anguilla anguilla (European eel), 2651 nucleotides long. RefSeq lists its product as uncharacterized. Lineage: Eukaryota; Metazoa; Chordata; Actinopteri; Anguilliformes; Anguillidae. Bases 207 to 2180 code for a protein of 657 amino acids. The record is from RefSeq and is a predicted model, not a curated record. The transcript has 15 exons.